Molecule: messenger RNA, 640 nt
Organism: Tribolium madens (black flour beetle)
Lineage: Eukaryota; Metazoa; Arthropoda; Insecta; Coleoptera; Tenebrionidae
Gene: Phf5a
Product: PHD finger-like domain-containing protein 5A
Exons: 2
Coding region: 272-604 (110 amino acids)
Biological process (GO): mRNA splicing, via spliceosome
Cellular component (GO): precatalytic spliceosome; U2 snRNP; catalytic step 2 spliceosome
Source: RefSeq, a predicted model, not a curated record
GUUAAAAAAUUUAAAUGUAUAUCAAUUUAUUACUUAUUUUUUAAAUGUAUUAGUAUUAUAAAAAUCGGGGUUAUGCUUAUGGCAUUUUACAGUCUAAACAAUAAUUUUAUUAGUGAGAACUACAGCGUAAAAAUUAAAUUACUUUGGCGUAACUGUAGACGAUAUCAGGCAAGCUGUAGACACUUCCACUAUUAGGUUGUUAACAUCAAUAUAACCUAACAAUUUUCGUUACGUUUUUACACGUUUUAUUCUACAUUCAGAUAAUUGAAACAUGGCCAAGCAUCACCCCGAUUUGAUUUUCUGUCGCAAGCAGCCGGGGGUCGCUAUAGGGAGGUUGUGUGAGAAGUGCGAUGGCAAAUGUGUAAUCUGCGACUCGUACGUUAGGCCCUGCACAUUAGUGAGAAUUUGUGACGAGUGUAAUUACGGUUCUUACCAAGGCAGAUGUGUAAUUUGUGGUGGUCCAGGUAUCUCUGACGCUUACUACUGUAAAGAAUGCACAAUUCAGGAAAAAGACAGGGAUGGUUGUCCAAAAAUUGUAAAUCUCGGUAGUUCAAAGACAGAUCUCUUCUACGAGCGGAAGAAAUACGGUUUUAAGAGACGUUAAAGUGGUUUCUAUGUAAUAAAUAAACAAAUAAUUUUA